This is a messenger RNA of Salvelinus namaycush (lake trout), 2695 nucleotides long. RefSeq names its product pre-mRNA-splicing factor ATP-dependent RNA helicase DHX15-like. Gene Ontology annotation, molecular function: ATP binding; RNA binding; RNA helicase activity. The record is from RefSeq and is a predicted model, not a curated record. The coding region runs from base 156 to 2324 and encodes 722 amino acids. Gene Ontology annotation, cellular component: intracellular anatomical structure; spliceosomal complex. Lineage: Eukaryota; Metazoa; Chordata; Actinopteri; Salmoniformes; Salmonidae. The transcript has 13 exons.
GUGGUUUUACCCUUUGCAGGAGCACAACCAGUGAGCUAAAACAAACUGCUUCCGGGUUACCCGAAUUUGCUUCCUCGCGCGGAACACUGUACCUAGCCGGUUGUAAGGAAACUAGCUAAAUAUACGCUGUUAUUUUAAAUCUGUGUUUGUUCAUCAUGUCUAAAAGACACCGUUUAGAUUUGGGUGACGACUACUCCAAUAAAAAGAGAUCUGAUGGGAAAGACAGAGAUCGCGACAGGGACCGUGACGAGCGCUCUAAAGACAGGGAGAGGGACAGGGACCGUGACAGAGAUCGGGACCGGGACCGAGAUAGGGACGUGAAGCCCUCUGUCGUGCCCCCCAACACAAUGAUGGCCGGGGGAGGCAUGCUUCCUCUCAAGCAGACAGCCAUGCAGCAGCAGAUCAACCCGUUCACAAACCUGCCCCACACGCCGCGCUACUAUGAGAUCUUGAAGAAGAGGCUGCAGCUGCCUGUGUGGGAGUACAAGGAGCGCUUCAACGACAUCCUGGCACGCCACCAGAGCUUUGUGCUUGUCGGAGAGACGGGCUCCGGGAAAACCACACAGAUCCCCCAAUGGUGUGUGGACAUGGUGAAGGGCUUGGGUGGCCCCAAGAAGGCGGUGGCCUGUACCCAGCCCAGAAGGGUGGCAGCCAUGAGCGUGGCCCAAAGGGUGGCCGACGAGAUGGAUGUCAUGCUGGGCCAGGAGGUGGGCUACUCCAUACGAUUCGAGGACUGCAGCUCCGCCAAGACCAUACUGAAGUAUAUGACAGACGGUAUGUUGCUUCGGGAAGCCAUGAACGACCCCUUGCUGGAGCGGUAUGGCGUGAUCAUCCUGGAUGAGGCCCACGAGAGAACGCUGGCCACGGACAUCCUAAUGGGAGUACUGAAGGAGGUGGUCCGACAGAGGUCAGACCUCAAGGUGAUUGUGAUGAGUGCCACGUUAGACGCCGGGAAGUUCCAAGUGUACUUUGACAGCUGUCCGCUGCUGACCAUUCCCGGACGCACACACCCCGUGGAGAUCUUCUACACCCCUGAGCCGGAGCGGGACUACCUGGAAGCCGCCAUCCGCACGGUCGUUCAGAUCCACAUGUGUGAGGAAGAGGAGGGGGACUGUCUGCUUUUCCUCACCGGACAAGAGGAAAUUGACGAGGCCUGUAAACGGAUCAAACGGGAGAUCGACGACUUGGGACCUGAAGUCGGAGACAUCAAAGUCAUUCCACUAUAUUCCACACUGCCUCCCCAGCAGCAACAAAGAAUCUUUGAGGCAGCACCCCCCAGGAAGCCCAGCGGUGCGAUAGGAAGAAAGGUUGUGGUUUCGACAAACAUUGCUGAGACAUCCCUUACCAUCGACGGAGUGGUGUUUGUGAUCGAUCCCGGUUUUGCCAAGCAAAAGGUGUACAAUCCUCGUAUCAGGGUGGAGUCUCUCCUGGUCACGGCGAUCAGCAAAGCCUCGGCGCAGCAGAGGGCGGGCCGUGCCGGCAGGACACGGCCAGGGAAGACUUUCCGCCUCUACACUGAGAAAGCCUACAAGACCGAGAUGCAGGACAACACGUAUCCUGAGAUUCUCCGGUCCAACUUGGGUUCUGUCGUGUUGCAGUUGAAGAAGCUGGGUAUCGAUGACCUGGUGCACUUUGACUUCAUGGACCCACCAGCCCCGGAGACCCUGAUGCGGGCGCUGGAGCUGCUCAACUACCUGGCGGCGCUCAACGACGACGGCGACCUGACAGAGCUGGGCUCCAUGAUGGCAGAGUUCCCAUUGGACCCACAGCUGGCCAAGAUGGUGAUCGCCAGCUGCGAGUUCAACUGCUCCAACGAGAUCCUCUCCAUCACCGCCAUGCUGUCAGACCACGAGUCUACACAGUGGUGCUACGACAACUUUGUGAACUACCGUUCGCUGAUGUCGGCCGACAACGUGCGCUCGCAGCUGUCCCGGAUCAUGGACCGCUUCAACCUGCCCCGCCGCAGCACCGAAUUCACCAGCAGAGACUACUACAUCAACAUCCGCCGAGCGCUCGUCACAGGCUUUUUCAUGCAGGUGGCUCAUUUGGAGCGCACGGGCCAUUAUCUCACAGUCAAGGACAACCAGGUGGUCCAGCUACACCCGUCUACUGUCCUGGACCACAAGCCAGAGUGGGUGCUCUACAAUGAGUUUGUCCUCACAACCAAGAACUACAUUCGCACCUGCUCGGAUAUCAAACCGGAAUGGCUGGUGAAGGUUGCUCCUCAGUACUACGAAAUGGGCAACUUCCCACAGUGUGAAGCCAAGAGGCAGUUGGAGCGAAUCGUUGCCAAACUCCAGACCAAGGAGUAUUCCCAGUACUGAUUAACAGCGACUGAAGAGAGGAAGACAUCCUUGAAAGAGCUUGGCACAAUUCAUACUUUAAAGUUGUAUCCUAUCUUCAAUCUUAAUGUUUCUUGAUUCAAGAUAUGAUUUUUAUAACUUUUUUGUUUGUGGUUUUUCUGUCCAUUCAAUAGCAACGUGUAUAACUGUAAGCAUUUAUGAAAUUGAUCUCAAUGGUGAAUAUUAGGCUAUUCUGAUUAGAGAUUUUCGAAAAGGAAUACAAUUAACAUGUUAAGCAUGAGUAUUCAUGUGGAUAUUGUUGAUGUUCCUCUAGGAAAUUGUGAACCCUGAGAAAGUGUACUUGCCUAGGUUGUCCUUGUUUCUUCAAUAAAGGAGCUUCGACUUGAAUAAAA